AUGGCGCUCCGAGGAGCGGCCGAGGCGGGCACGGCCCAGAAGGUGCUCGCGGCCACACGGUGUGCAGCAGCCCCUCAGCAGUUCCCCCCUCCACCCCAGCCCAAGCUGAGCCAGGGCCCCAGGGCCCCUGGGCAGGGAAGACAGACGUUUGGUAAAGCCAACAGGGCAUAGCGUCAUGGGGUAGCAGUGUUUUUAGCAAUAACCAUGUGCACCAGUUUGUUCUUCGUGUACAACGCCAGCUUCAGCAGCAACAGCAACACUUCAAGAGGCUCGAACGAUGCGUCGAGUCGUAAGAGUGAGCUGUCCCCCAGUACACCUGUCAAGGCGCACAAAUCUCCCCCCUCAGUCUUGCAAGGAUACAACAGCAUCAUUGACCACAAGCCGCUCAAGAUGCACUGCAACAGCUGCGCGCUGGUCACCAGCUCGGGCCACCUGACGGGCGGCGGGCGCGGCGCCGACAUCGACGCGGCCGAGUGCGUCAUCCGCAUGAACGACGCGCCGGCCGGCGGCGCCUUCGGCCCGGACGUGGGCCGGCGCACCAGCCUGCGCGUGGUGGCGCACUCCAGCAUGCAGCGCGUGCUCCGCGGCCGCCACCAGCUGCUCAACGCCAGCCAGGACGCCGUCUUCAUCUUCUGGGGGCCCAGCAGCUACAUGCGGCGCGACGGCAAGGGCCUCGUCUACAACAACCUGCGCCUCAUGAACCAGGUGCUGCCCAAGCUCAAGGUCUACAUCAUCUCCUGGCAGAAGAUGCUGCAGUUCGACGAGCUCUUCAAGAAGGAGACGGGCAAGGACAGGCGGAUUUCGAACUCGUGGCUGAGCACUGGCUGGUUCACCAUGACCAUAGCUCUGGAGCUGUGUGACAGAAUCAAUGUUUAUGGAAUGGUGCCUCCAGACUUCUGCAGAGAGGCGGAGCAUCCCUCGGUGCCCUACCACUACUACGAGCCCCUGGGGCCAGACGAGUGCGCCAUGUACAUCUCCCACGAGCGCGGCCGCCGCGGCAGCCACCACCGCUUCAUCACCGAGAAGCGCGUGUUCGCCAAGUGGGCCCAGACCUUCGACAUCCACUUCUACCAGCCCGACUGGAGCCCUCCGCCCCUGCCCCAGAACCAGAACCAGACAGCGCCGGACACGCCGGCCACUCCCACCGUCCUCUCUGGAGCCCAGGAGACGUGA
Messenger RNA from Sardina pilchardus (European sardine), 1173 nucleotides. RefSeq names its product ST6 (alpha-N-acetyl-neuraminyl-2,3-beta-galactosyl-1,3)-N-acetylgalactosaminide alpha-2,6-sialyltransferase 5a (gene st6galnac5a). Gene Ontology annotation, molecular function: alpha-N-acetylgalactosaminide alpha-2,6-sialyltransferase activity. The transcript has 6 exons. The record is from RefSeq and is a predicted model, not a curated record. Gene Ontology annotation, biological process: ganglioside biosynthetic process; oligosaccharide metabolic process. Lineage: Eukaryota; Metazoa; Chordata; Actinopteri; Clupeiformes; Clupeidae.